Symbiodinium sp. CCMP2456 is the source of this 498-nucleotide messenger RNA. The record is from the annotation of a GenBank genome assembly. NCBI's taxonomy places the organism in Eukaryota, Dinophyceae, Suessiales, Symbiodiniaceae.
AUGAUGUGCCUUUUUUGCCUGGACCUUCUGCCCGGCUACUUCCGGCGACCCUUCCUCGGAAGCGACACUGAGUACAAGUAUGGGCCAUGGGCCUUGUUGACAGGAGUGGUUGUCUCAACGUUGACGCUGUUCUUCUGGCGACCGAAGCAGGCGAUGUUUUUGGAUCGGGUUUGCAUCAACCAGGUGGAUCAAGCAAUGAAGGCCGAGGGCGUCCUGAACAUGGGCGCCAUCUUAAAGCAUUCGGACUCUAUGCUUGUCCUAUGGGACACGACGUUCGCUUCGAGGCUUUGGUGCUUGUUCGAGAUGGCUGCGUUUCUGAAGAGUCAUGAGGAUGGCUUGGAGCAUCUCCGCAUCAAGCCGACCUACCUGGCACCAUGCACAUUUGUUAUCGCAUUCUGUGUCGUGCUGAUGAUGCUCUUCGAGCUUACCGUUCCCUUCGUUAGCAUCUACGUCGUAGUCACAAAGCUCUCUCUCCUGGCCCUCUCCUGCAUCACCGCG